UUAAAGCUGUGUAACUCUUUUUUAGAGUGUUCUAAAGCUGAGUAAUUCCCCAAAUUCAGAAUAUGCAAAUACCUUGCAAAUCCAGUAUAAAAAAUGUCCCCAGUAUGUUAAUUGCCACGGAUUUCUAACCUAAUUUUUCCUUUGUAAUUUGUUGUUAAUUGUUCUGUGGGAAAAUGUCUCGAAAACGAGACAUUUCGAGGGAAGAAAUUGCGAAGCAAUUCCUGCUACCCGAACGUCAAUCGAAAAUCGACACGCUUCUAAGGCAGGACGGACAGGCCUACUGCAUCUGUCGCUCUUCGGACAGUUCGCGAUUUAUGAUAGCAUGCGACGCGUGCGAGGAGUGGUACCACGGCGACUGCAUCGGAAUUUCGGAACGCGAGGCGAAGCACAUCAAGCAGUACUUCUGCGUACGUUGCAUCGAGGAGGACUCCACCUUGCAGACGCGCUGGCGAACCAAACGCGACGACACCGGCAACAAGGACGAGUACCGCGUGCGGAAACGCAGAGAGCGCGGCGAGACCAAGUCCGAUAAGAAGAAUAAGAAGUGCGGCGAUUGCAUGGGAUGCUAUCGGACGGAUGAUUGCGGACGGUGCGACGUGUGCCUGCGGAAGUACAAGCACGGAGGCGGACGUCAGAAGGAGCGUUGCAAGCAGAGGAUCUGCGUGAAUUUCGGAGGAACUCGGGGGCGUCGGCGACGUCGCGACUCCGGUUCCGACAUCGAACAGCCGCCCAAUGCGCAUUUAAUGACCGACUAUCCUCGUCAGUGCUACGGACCAGGUUGCGUUAAUAGCGCUCGGUACGGUUCGAAGUACUGCUCCGAUACUUGCGGAGUUCGCUUGGCCACAAAUCGUAUUUACCAAGUGCUUCCGCAGCGUAUCCAGGAGUGGGCGUUAAGUCCGUGCGUUGCUGAAGAAAAGAACAUCAAGGCCUUGGACCAAGUACGUAAAAACCAGCUGGAGGUGCGUCAGAUUCUGCAGGAGCUCGACAAGCGACACAAGGAGCUCGAUUACAUCGUCGAGCGCGCAAAAAACGCCGUCAUCGAUUCGAAUUUAGACCAGGACAACGACGAGGAGGCCGAUCUGUCGACUUACUGCCUGACGUGCGGCCACGAGAUACACUCGCGCACCGCCAUCAAGCACAUGGAAAAGUGCUUCAACAAGUACGAGUCGCAGGCCUCCUUCGGUUCCAAGUUCAAAACACGAAUCGAGGGCAACAACAUGUUUUGCGACUUCUACAACGCCAACAACCGCACGUACUGCAAGCGUUUGCGCGUCCUGUGCCCGGAGCACUGCAAGGACCCGAAGGUCGGCGAUAACGAGGUGUGCGGGUGCCCGUUGGUCACCAACGUCUUCGACCUGACCGGCGAGUUUUGUCGCGCGCCCAAAAAGUCUUGCGGCAAGCAUUUCGUUUGGGAAAAGCUGAGACGUGCCGAGAUCGACCUAGAGCGAGUGCGCCAGUGGCUGAAGAUGGACGAGCUGCUCGAGAAGGAGCGCCACAUCCGCCAGAGCAUGGCCUCGCGCGCCGGCGUUCUCGCCUUGAUGUUGCACUCGACCUACAACCACGAGGUGAUGGAGGAAAUUACGAAGGCAAGCCAGCAGGAUCAAGCCGCCGUACAGUUGGAGUUGGCGAAACGUUUCAAGAAGCGAGAGAAACCUCGUCUGUAAAGUUCACGCUUCGGGGUUAUCUAUUUCACAAUAAUCUUAACAUUCUAAAGUGUAUUGACUUAACCUUACGAAACUAAUAAAUUAAAUUGAACACAAAUAAA
Messenger RNA from Photinus pyralis (common eastern firefly), 1765 nucleotides. Its product is annotated as CXXC-type zinc finger protein 1-like. The transcript is spliced from 5 exons. Lineage: Eukaryota; Metazoa; Arthropoda; Insecta; Coleoptera; Lampyridae. The record is from RefSeq and is a predicted model, not a curated record. Gene Ontology annotation, biological process: positive regulation of DNA-templated transcription. Gene Ontology annotation, cellular component: Set1C/COMPASS complex. Gene Ontology annotation, molecular function: zinc ion binding; DNA binding. The coding region runs from base 174 to 1664 and encodes 496 amino acids.